Oryzias melastigma (Indian medaka) is the source of this 1459-nucleotide messenger RNA. It is a transcript of the gene nudt22, whose product is annotated as nudix (nucleoside diphosphate linked moiety X)-type motif 22. The transcript is spliced from 7 exons. The record is from RefSeq and is a predicted model, not a curated record. Lineage: Eukaryota; Metazoa; Chordata; Actinopteri; Beloniformes; Adrianichthyidae. The coding region runs from base 184 to 1326 and encodes 380 amino acids. Gene Ontology annotation, molecular function: GDP-mannose hydrolase activity.
UCCCCUAGUUGUUGUACUUUUCAAUCUUGGUCACUAGAUGGCGAUGAGGAGCACAAGCCCCAUUAGUGAUUAAUAGAAGAAGAGACCAAGCCGAUACUGUUUUGCUUUUUUUUUUUGUACUACCGGGUACUUCCUACCUGAAAAGAUCCUGAUGCGUGAGGAACCCCAUCAUCUGUGACAAAAAUGGACCCUGAGGUGUCAGUGCUGUUCCACUGUGCACCCUGGAGAGGCCUGCGGGACUCUCAAGUGGGAGUGGAGGUCUCUGAAAGAUACAACAGGAAGUCAGACUCGGCUCUUGAACGUCACAUAAGUGAAGUUUGGACUGAGCGGCUGUCCAAAGAGCCUUGGCUUUUCAACGGGGCAAAAUUCAGAUUACAUUCUUUUAUCUUGGUCUCUCCAAAUCACCAACCUUCCACCUAUUCCUCCCAUGCCCCCCCAGAACACUCUCUGGAGGGUGUAGGUGACGGGGAUGCACUUUUGGACCAUUCAGACCAAAGAAACAGGCUUCCAAAGACGGAAAAUAACGAUGUCAAACAGCAUAGCACUGGUUUAAUAUCGAUAGUUUCACCCACUAAUGAAGACAGAAAAUCCAAAGGCGGUGCAGCAGAACAUGGCAGCGAGCCGAUCCUCGUCCUGAGACUGGGUCUCACAUCUUACAAGGAAUACUUGGGAACAAACUGGUCGUGUGAUGCAGCAGAGCUUCGUCAGCGUGGACAGGCAGAGUUCAAAGACCCUCUGGCGUUGUUGGCUCAGCCCUUGGGCGUGGGGGCCAUCCUGUGCACGAGUGACGAUCAGGUGGUGUUCAUCAGGAGGAGUCAGAAGGUGGCAGAGGCGGGCGGGCUGCUGGACAUUCCUGGAGGCCACCCAGAGCCCAAGGCAGUUUGUGAAAGUCUGGGUGAGACUGUGAGCGAGGAGCAGAUCACCAUGGUGAUGAUGCAGCGACGGCCGGCUGCUGUUGUCUCAGAGCUAUUUUUCUCAGUGUCUGCUGAGAUCAGAGACGAGGUGAAUGUUGCACUAAGGUUCCUUGGAGCGCCCGUCCUGUUAGGUGUUGCCCUGAAUCACACCAGCGCCGGACGGCCGAGUGCGGAGUUCUUUGUGAGUUGCUCACUAACAUCUAAAGAAAUCCAAGAGUUGUACUGGAAAGGAGGAGCUGAGGCCAACGAGUCCACAGAUGUAGUCUUCCUCAGCAGAGCGGAGGUGUUGCAGCUGAAUAGCAGCAGCCCUCUGUGGUCGGAGCUGUGCCCGUCGGCAAAAGGAGCUGUGCUGCUUUACCAGACGGUGAAACCCGGGAGAGCAGACGACACGACACAACAAGCACACACAUGAUGACGUGAGCUGGUUUUAUUCCCACUAAGGAUCACACUGUAAAAGAUUUAUGUUGAAACACAGCAAAUACUAAAUGCUAGUCAUCAUCUGGAGACUGUACAAUACCUGGGAUUUUUAUUAAACUUUUUUUCUG